Onthophagus taurus is the source of this 9406-nucleotide messenger RNA. Its product is annotated as E3 SUMO-protein ligase RanBP2. NCBI's taxonomy places the organism in Eukaryota, Metazoa, Arthropoda, Insecta, Coleoptera, Scarabaeidae. Gene Ontology annotation, cellular component: nuclear pore; cytoplasm. Gene Ontology annotation, molecular function: GTPase activator activity; protein binding. The record is from RefSeq and is a predicted model, not a curated record. Gene Ontology annotation, biological process: nucleocytoplasmic transport.
GUCAAUAAUUUCAAAUCUCAAGGUGGUUUUGAGUACAUUCUGAAGGUUGCUGUAGAAAGAGAUGGUAAUAAGGAUUCUGUUAAGAGCAACAAAGGAAACGAUUAAAUAAGAGUUGGCACCCCUUUAAAACGUUAAACACGCCACCGUGCGUAAGAUCGACAAAAUUUGCCCCCCACAUUUUUCAAGAGCACAGUCACGAGUAGCUAGUGAAUUUCAACGGUUUUCAAGUUGAAUAUUAUUUGCUUCAAGUGUUGAUUUAUAUGUAAAGUUUUCUGCCGUCGUUGUCGUUAGUUAUAAGUUAAAAAUGUUCUCAACGAAAUUGGAAGUAGACAAACAUGUGGAAAAUUGCUUGAAGAAGAUAAAUAGCGAAAAUGAGCGAAAUUUGCGGUGCAUUGCCUUCGCCAAAUUAUAUUUCAAGGUGGCCGAUUAUGAACAAGCCAGGAGGUAUGUUUCUAUAUAUCUUGGAUCCAAACCACUUUCUGCAGAAGCCCACCAACUUCUUGGCAAAAUAUUGGAGAAACAGGGCAAGUUUGACGCCGCCUUUGAAGCAUAUAGAUCCAGUUUAGAAAUUGAUUCCAAACAAAAUAAUGUGAUUAUGAAAGUGUGCGAAUUACUCGCAAAUGAAAACGUAAAUUUCGACGUAUCCAGCGCUAGGUUUUUCUGUGAAAGAGCUCAAUCUAUAGACCCAAACAAUCCCCUAAUAUGCACGUUAAAAGAAAAAUUAAUAAUGCUAGAAGGAAAAGAUCCAGAUGACGUGUCUCGUUUAUUAAAAAAAGAGUUAGAAGCUCGUCCGACUGAUAUCGAUAUUCAAGUACGUUUGUUGCGUCACUUUUUACAAAACAAUCAAAUAAAAGAAGCUUACAAACACGCUUACGAAAUUGAGCACGCGAAUUUGUCGGUGUUUAUAAAAAGUUUUAAGUGGUACAAAACGAUUGCGGAAGUUUUGGUUAAAUACCAACAGGAUAAUUAUUCAAAUAAGAAUUUAAAUUGGGAAUUUUGGAUGUUAUUGGUUUCCGUGUUAGAUAAGCUGGUUUAUUUGAAUUUAGAUGAGACGAAUAAUUCAAAAACGCCGAAUGAAUACGUUGGUACCGUUUUCAAUUUUGAUCAAACGCUUAAAAUCGCUGUUGAUAAUAUUCGAAAUUGCCCAGAAAAACAAUUAUUACAAGAAUUCUUGAAUCAUUACAGAGGCCAAUUAUGUUUUCAUUUGAUUACGUUGAUGUAUAAACAAGCGAAAAAUGGACUGAUUAAAUAUAAAGAGGCUUAUCGAAUGUGUUUACCACUUUUAUUUGCCGCGUAUCAUACGCAACCCGUUGAUUUACAGUGUUUAUGGAUUAAUCAUACUUCGGAAUCGAAUAAACAAUUAGUGAAAAGAUGGAAUCUUGAGGCUUCUUAUAGAUGUUCUCAAAUUGGGCAUAUGUUAACUUCUUUGGCGAAGGAUAGGAAAUCAAGUUUUAUCGAGAAAGCUAACCAAUCAUCUUCAGGAAUGUGGAGGGAGCAGUUUUUUAAACAACUUUUUGUUACUCGAGAUCAACAAUCAAAAUUAAAAACGAGUUAUUUCGCAACUUGUCCACAAUUAGUCGAUUUAACGCUUAGAUUACCGGAUAAAUCCGAUAUUGAGAAAUUCGAUCAAGUGGCUCAACUUGUUAACCCGGAUUCUUUACACCAUUACAUCUGGUUGGGUUUAAAUCAAGAUUUAUCCAAUUUUAAACUUUCGGUUUUUGAUGGAUUGCAGUAUUCCAUUAAAAAUCUUAAUAAUUGUUCUGCGGAGUCGUUAACGAUUUUAGAUAUACAAUCUUUUCUUUUCGCUUCGAUUUUAUGCGCUCAGCAACAAAUUAACGAACAUAAACACAAUAAUAUCUAUUAUUCUUCCGAUAAACCGACUGUUUUACCCGCGGUUAUUACCCAGCAAUUCGGGACUGUCAACCAAACGAAAUGGCUAGUUUCCGCUUACAAGAUGUUCAAAUGCGAUUAUGGCGCGAAUUUUAGUGAAGUACGUUUGACGCUUAUUAAAGGUAUCGAAACGAUACGCUGCGUUGGAAAUCACGGAUUGGAUGUUAAGCUGUUGGUUUUAUUGGCGAAAACGUUUGCAGAAAAAGCUAAAGUUUUAGAGAAGCAAUCCGAAAUUGAAUUUAACGAAGCGCGCGCUGAAGUUUAUUGGAAAACCGCUUUACCUUUAUUGGAAAAGUUGAAAAAUAAUCAAGCCAUAUUUUAUUCGCCAGGUCGGCUUUUUGAAUACAAAUCAAAAGAGAUGGCAUCAUCCGAAAUUAUUUCCUAUAUUGACGAUGGGAGAUUAUUCAUUGCGAUCCAACACAUGAAAAAGAAAGAUUACGAAAAGGCGUUGCAAUUGUUCCAAGUUUUAAGAGAUCCUUACGCGAGUUAUUAUCUCGCACAAAUUUACAAAACGAAAUCCGAAGAACAAACCAGUAAGAACAAAGAAAAUUUAACGUCCGAAAUGCGUAGCCAAAACAUUAUUUUAUUAUCAAAAGCUAAAGAUUGUCUUUAUCUAACAUUCGACCGGUUAAGAGAUCCAACUGUUAAUCAAAAACAUCCAUUAAACGCAAUAUUAGGCACGGAAAUUGAUAAAAUCGAAAGGAUGCUAUCCAGAAUUGAUCCAGACACAUACAACAGAAACGAAUGUGACGGGAUGUCGGAUGAAAAUUUAUCUUCCGUGGGUAGUGUCGAUCAUAACAAUUACACCAUGUGGAAUAACAGUUUUUUGAAUGGUAGUAUGAACGCGACGAAAAAUGAUAUUCAUCAAAUGAGCACCACUCCAUUAAGAUUGGACACAACAACCAGAAGGGAAGCACGACCAAGCCCUGAAAGAUUAGAUGCGCAAUUAAAACAACUCCUAGCGACAAGAGAUACAAGUUUAAAUCAUAUUAUGGAUCAAAAUAAGUUUAUGGUCGAAUCACAAAAGAGUUUAGUAGACGCAGUUAAUACGUUUACAACAAAUACUGUGGAAGAAAUGCGCAUAUUACGCACUUCCAUCGAUGAUUUGAAACAUUCCAUUUGUGACAUUCAAAGUUUAUCUGAUCAAAUGGCCAAAAUGAGGAAGGAUAUUGCCGAAUUGAAGAAAUCUACAACAACUAAACCAAAAAAUACCGAAUUAAGCGAAGAAGAUCUUUACGCCCUUUACGAAGAAUGUAAUACUGAACUUAACAAUGCCAAUAUAGUUCCUUCACUAAACCAGAACUUUUAUCCAAAUAUGGGAAAAAUUGCGGGAAAUCCAUUACAAUAUGGAGCUGUUGCUGCUGCCACAGCCGCUUUAUAUCCCGGGAUGUAUCACCCAAUGUUACCGUAUCAAGGAGUACCUUUACCUCAACCUGGAGCCUUAACUUAUGGACCAGACGCUCAAUUGGCCGAUUAUCGAAACUUACAAUCAAGUUACUCACAACCUUCUCCAUUAGCUCAAGGAUUAAAUCACGUAGGAUUACCAUUACCUGGAAUGCAUCAUACCACUUUAUCUCAACCUGGAUUACAAAACACGCUUCAACAGCCAAACCUACCAGCAACUUUACAACAGCACCCACCACAAUUACAACAUGUUGGUUUACCCCAUGCAUCAUUAUCACAACCGGUAUUACCACAAACGAUAAUGCCCCCUCAACAUUCUGUCCAAAAUAAUUUACCUCAACCGCUUCUUCAACCCUCCACCUCUUCUUUGAGUCAAAUAACCACCAGUUUAAUAGGGAGUGGAUUUUCAAGUAGUAACACGACUUUGACCGGUUCAGCUUAUUCUUUGGGUACAAACCCAGCGACAUCUUUAACUGUGUCUAGUAAAGCCCCUCCAGUCAAUGUUGUAAUAACUUCAUCUGAUCCUUUACCAUCAACAAACACAAACCCUCAACCGGUCCUUUCUGUUACAAUUCCACCACAGCAUUUAAAGGGGGGGGUUCAAAAAUCGCAACAACCUCAUAAUUAUCAAAUUCAACUCCCGCCCGUCACUACAAUUGUAACGCCAUCAGUGAUGAGUCAAACAGCCCCGGUUGUUGUGACCCAAGCUAUCCUUUCCAACGUAGCUCCCCCAGUAUAUUCAGCCGUCGAUAAAACUCCUCAGAAAAAUACUAGUUUGGGUUUUGCAAUUGAAAAGUCCUUAAAUGAAAGUUUUGGUGCAGGCGGAGAAUUGGAAAAUCAUGAUUUAAAUAAAAGUUGCGUUUCGUCGAAUUCAGUGGAGGAAUACGAUCCCUGCCCUGAUUUUAAAGCAAUCAUACCAUUACCUGAUGAGGUCCCAUUGAGUACUGGAGAAGAAGAUGAAACUGUUUUAUUCGAUGAAAGAGCGAAAUUAUAUAGGUUUGAUCAAGGUACAAAAGAAUGGAAAGAAAGAGGAGUGGGGAUAUUAAAGCUGCUUAAAAAUAAAUCAGGAAAAGUUAGGAUUCUAAUGAGGAGAGAUCAAGUACAUAAAAUAUGCGCAAAUCAUUUUAUUAAUAAAGAAAUGGUAAUUUCGCCUAUGAAAAAUACUGAUAAAGCGUAUUUUUGGGCGGCCAACGACUUCGCCGACCAAGAAAUUGUGUUUGAAAAGUUUUGCGUUAGAUUUAAAACAGCUGAUGAAGCGCAUAAGUUCUACACCGUUUUUGAAAGUGCUAAAGAGUUGAUACCUGAUAAUACUCCCAUUAAAAAAAGUGAUGAAAAAGGCGAUUCGAAAUCUUGCGAAAUAUCAUCAACGCCUAAAACAGAAACGCCAAAACAAUCAACAAUUUCUUCAUUAGGAGGGUUUAAAUUUACGAGUACUCCAACAUUUUUACCUAAAGACAUACCAUCUCCGAAAGAAGUGGUCAAAUCUGAACCAAUUAAAUCUAGUCCAUUUACUUCUUUCAGUUUCACCAAACUAGCAAUAUCUUCGCCCAACAUUAAUAUUAACAAUUCAUUUACAACGACUCAGUCAGACACUAUUAAAUCAGUACCUGAAAAGAAGGAGGAUACCACAGAAAAAAGUGAUUCUUUGGUUGAAGAGUACGAACCGGACGUUGUUUUUACACCAGUUAUUCCCUUACCUGAAUUGAUAGAUGUGAAAACAGGGGAAGAAAACGCGGAAGUACUUUUUGAUUGUAAAUCUAGAUUAUUUAGAUUCGAUGCGGAAACUAAACAAUGGAAGGAAAGAGGUAUUGGACAAAUGAAAAUUUUGAAAUUUGAUAAUGUGAUUAGAUUUGUUAUGCGACGCGAACAAGUUCAUAAAGUUUGCUGUAAUCAUCAAUUAUUAAAGAGUAUGUCGUUCUCUCUUAUGCCUCAAACCACCAAAAUAAUAUCGUGGUGCGCUCAAGAUUAUUCCGAAGGCGUUCUACAAUCAGAACUGUUUUCGUUAAGAUUUAAAACUGAAGAACAAGCGCAAGAAUUUUUACAAGUUAUCAAACAAGCUACGGAAAUGUUGGACGAUAACAAUUGUGUAGCAAAUAGCGUUGAAACGGUUGAAAAGAAGUCUGAUAAAAAAGUUAAACCUGACAACGAACCUAAAAAGGACACCCCCACUAAGCAGAAUUUAAGUUGGAGCGAAAAACACAAACCAAAGCAUGGCAGUUGGGAGUGUAAAGUCUGUUACGUCAUUAAUGAUGGAAAAAAGAACUUGUGUGCAGCUUGCGAUACUCCCAAAAAUGAGACGAAGAAAACCGAAGCGAAUCCUUCGCAAUUUUCGUUUGGUGUGAAACCGGAAGAAAUCAAAUUUGGAUCUCCAUUCCAAGCUCCAAAAACUCCAUCACAACAACAAAGCAGCGGUUGGGGUAACGCUUUUAAGCCUGCCGCAGAUUCAUGGGAAUGCCAAACGUGCUUAAUACGUAAUAACAAAGACGAACUAUAUUGCGUUUCCUGUGAAACACCAAAAGAUAACACUGUACCUAAAAAAGAAACCAAUAAAGGUGUUAAUUUAGAUACACCUGGAAUGAAGUUUUCAUUUGGAAUACCACAAUCUACAACUGAUUCGACAGUUUCUUCAACGACUUCCCUAACUACUACACCAAAAAAUGUUGCCAAUAUCCAACCAUUAAUACCGCAACAAAAAAUUAGUUGGGGAAAUGCAUUUAAACCCCCGGCGGAUUCUUGGGAGUGUUCGAGUUGUUUGGUUCGGAACGCUAAAACCGAUCUUUAUUGCGUUUCGUGUCAAAAUCCCAAAGAUGAUACGGUUCCCAAAAAAGACAACACCACCAACAAAGGUAUCAACUUGGAAACACCUGGUUUAUCAUUUAGUUUUGGAAUUCCCACCACUUCAACCACCGGCGCUUCGUUUUCCUUUGGCUCACUUGCUACUACAAAACCCGGAUUCUCAUUUGGGACGAACACAACAACAGAUUCACAAAAACCGGUUGAGUUUAGUUUUACUUUAAAACCAGAAGUCAAAGAAGACGAUAAAUCCAGCACCACUGAAGAAUUUGUAUUUGGAUCGCCAACCAAACAUAACUUCGAUUUUACGCCAAGGUCUCCAAGAAGACAAAGUAGUGGUCCAGGCGACGAUGACUCAGAAGAUUAUUUGGAAGAAGAAGAAGAUAAUAUUUACUUUAAACCUGUUAUUCCGUUGCCAGAUAAAGUUGAAGUGAAGACUGGCGAGGAAGACGAGGAAGUUUUGUAUUGUCAUAGAGCGAAAUUGUUUAGAUUUACUAAUCGAGAGUGGAAGGAAAGGGGAAUUGGAGAUGUUAAAAUUUUGAGGGAUUCAAAAACUGGAAAAUUAAGAGUCGUGAUGCGCCGUGAACAAGUACUGAAAAUUUGUCUGAAUCACAUAUUAACUGCGGAAAUUAAAUAUAGCGCGAAAGAUGAAAAAUCAUGGUCGUUUGCAGCCGCUGAUUAUUCAGAAGGAGAAAUUGAACACCGACAAUUUUGUCUCCGUUUCAAGAACGGAGAUAUCGCCAAGGAAUUUAUGACCGCCAUACAAGAAGCUGUCGAAGUUAAAAAAAUUGAUAAACCUGAAAAGAGUUCUGAAAAUAACACAAAGUCUGAUGAGUCUGAUGUAGAAAUUGUGUUUGAGACAACGGUAACGCCUGAAGAAGAACAAGAAGCGAUUAAACUUGGUUUACCCCGCAAAUUUAUGGCUUAUCGUCAAAUGCCUGAUUGUACAUGCGAUGAAUGUAAAAAGGAUGAUGUGUCGUUAAAAGAUAUUUUAAAAAGUAAAGAUGAGCAAAAUUUAGAUAAAACCCAAUCGACGAAUACGUUUGGUUCUAAUACAUCGUUCUUUGGAACGCCUUUAAGCGAUAUGUCGCGAACGGAUUCUAUCUUUCAAACACCUGUAUCUGACGCUCUGCUGGCAACACCUACAUCAACACCACAGGCAGCGGAGCAAAUUAAAAGAAAUCCUUUUAAUACAGCAAAAUCAGAAACAACCUUAAAAUCUCUUUUAAUAAAACCUGCAAUUUUGAAUGUUAGCAAGUCUGCAAGUGAGAUUAACUCAAGCACAUCAUCUACUACAGUUGCAAGUCCUAAACCAUCAUUUAAUUUUUCGUAUAAACCGGAUACUUCAUUAUCGACCUCUUCAAGUUGUUUCUCUAAUUUGAAUCCUUUAACAACAACACACGUUUUUGGUUCGAAUAAAAUAUUUUCGUCAACAACACAACCUUCAAGCCAAAUUUUUGGAGGAGGUAGUAUCUUUGCAAACCCACCUGCUAAAACGUCAGAACAUGUUUUUGGUAAUACAAGCUCAAUUAGUGGUGGAUUAUUUAGUAAUGUGUUUGGUGGAAAUUCCAAUUCAACUGCAUCAACACCACCAACAAGCACAAUUUUUCAGUCGUCCACUCCUAAUAUUUUUGGUAGUAAUUUCAAUUCAAGUGGUACACCUACAUCGGUAACAACCACUACAUUUCAAUCAUCCUCUACAAAUAUCUUCGGUGGUUCUGGUAGCAGCAAUGUUAAUCCUCCGACGGAUAAAAAAAUAGAAACGUCAAACACAGAAAAUAUUUCUACAAUUUUUGGCAAAUCCGCUUUGGGUGCGAAUACACAAGCCAAUUUAUCUUUUGGAUCGAUUGUCGCUCAAGAAGCACCAGUUAGUAAAGAAGAAAAGAAGUACGAUGGUGGUUUACCAUUUAAAACAGAUCCAAACUUUACCUUUACCGUUUUGGCAAAAUCUGCAGAAAAUGCAUUUGUACAGAAACCUUCAGAAGACGAAAACCCAUUUACUUAUCUUGGAGCAGGAAAGCCAGUUUUUCAAUCGGCCACUAAUCCAAAUAAACCAUCGCAACCAAGUAACCAACAACACCAUAAAACAGAAGAUGGAGAUCACGAAGGAGGCGGUGAUGGCGAUGAUGAAGAAUAUGAUCCACAUUUCGAACCAAUUGUUCCAUUACCAGAAACUAUUGUUAUUUCAACUGGGGAAGAAGACGAAGAAGUGUUGUUUAAUGAAAGAGCGAAAUUGUAUCGAUAUGAUAAUAAUACAAAAAAUUGGAAAGAACGUGGAGUUGGACAAAUGAAGAUAUUGCAUCACCCAAUCAAUUGUACUUAUCGUUUAUUAUUGAGACGAGAACAAGUUCAUAAAGUAGUCCUUAAUCAAUUAAUAACAACCGACUUGGAUCCACAACCAAUGUCUACAUCAGAUGUUGCGUGGUGUUGGUUUGGAUACAAUUUCACCGACGACGGAAAAAAUCUUGAAAAUUUAGCGGUAAAAUUCAAAACAUGCAAAUUGUCGCAAACGUUUCGUGAAGUAGUUCAGAAAGCCAUAGAUUCGGUCAAAGAAAAUCAAGUCAACAAGAAUAUUCCGACGACUGUUACGGGAUUUGUUGAAGAUAGCGGUGGAUAUGAAGAAGAACAACACACCGAAAGUAAUGACGAAGAUGAUUAUGAUGAGGAUGAAGAACGUUCAAUAAUGUUCCGGAAUAAAUGCGAUUUAUCGGAACAAGACUCGUCUGGGAAAUGGAUACCCCUUGGAAGUGGUGAUAUAACUGUUUCUUACGACCAUGAAAUCUUUGGGGCCAGAAUUCACUUUACCCAAGAUGACGUAGAGCUUAGUAACACCAUGAUUGGAAUGAAUACAGUUAUGACUAUUAAUGAUACAAAUUGUUCUUGGAGAGCUGUUGAAUGGGCCAAUCAAAUAUUCGAAUGGAGAACUUUACAAGCAUCGUUUUCAAAUGAAAAUGACGCAGAAACAUUCCACUUGAGUUUUAUGGAGGGGUUAGAGUAUGCACAACAAAGUGAUAUCGUCGAUAAUGUACCGCCGCUCCACAUUGAAGGUGAUUAAAAGAUUUUUGACUCUUUUUUUUGUAUUUUUUUAAAAAAUGUUGAGAAUAUUUUUAAAUUUGUUUUAUAUCUAUGUUUUCUUUAAUGUAACGCUCUAAACAAUAAUGUUUACACAUUAUUUGUAAGUAAAAUAAACAACUUUCCUGACUUUAUUUAUAGUUAAAUGUCUAUUUUUUUUUGUAUAUAAAUAGAUACAAAGCAAAUGCGUUAUCUUGUCAGUAUUGUUAAUAAUAAGAAUUACUUGAUUAAAAAUUUACUUCAUUUA